GGGAGCCGGCGGCUGUGGCCAUGGCCUCCAACUUCAACGACAUCGUCAAGCAGGGCUACGUGAAGAUCCGCAGCAGGAAGCUAGGGAUUUUCAGGCGUUGCUGGUUGGUUUUCAAGAAGGCUUCCAGUAAAGGACCCAGACGGCUAGAAAAAUUUCCAGAUGAAAAGGCAGCCUAUUUUAGGAAUUUUCACAAGGUAACUGAGCUGCACAAUAUAAAAAACAUAACCAGACUGCCUCGAGAGACAAAAAAACACGCAGUGGCAAUUAUCUUUCAUGAUGAGACGUCAAAGACAUUUGCCUGUGAGUCAGAACUGGAGGCAGAGGAGUGGUGCAAACAUCUUUGCAUUGAGUGUCUAGGAACAAGGCUUAAUGAUAUAAGUCUUGGGGAACCUGAUUUGCUUGCUGCUGGAGUGCAGAGGGAACAAAAUGAGCGUUUCAACGUGUAUCUUAUGCCUACACCAAAUUUAGAUAUCUAUGGGGAAUGUACAAUGCAGAUCACACAUGAAAACAUCUAUCUCUGGGAUAUUCACAAUGCCAAGGUCAAGCUGGUCAUGUGGCCUCUGAGUUCCCUGAGGAGAUAUGGACGUGACUCAACGUGGUUCACAUUUGAGUCUGGAAGGAUGUGUGACACAGGAGAAGGGCUGUUCACAUUUCAGACAAGGGAAGGUGAGAUGAUAUACCAGAAAGUCCAUUCUGCAACGCUGGCGAUAGCAGAGCAACAUGAAAGACUAAUGAUGGAAAUGGAGCAAAAAGCACGGCUCCAGACCAGUUUGACUGAACCCAUGACAUUAUCGAAGUCAAUUUCACUUCCUCGUAGUGCAUACUGGCAUCAUAUUACCAGGCAGAACAGCGUUGGAGAAAUCUACAGUUUACAAGUUUCAGAUUUGGGCCUGCAACAAAACCCAAGAACUUUGAGGAAAUUCAGAUUAUGGUCCACCUUUGAUAGUUCAUUUCUACCUCACGUCAGUUUUAAUAUGAAGGUAUUUGCUAUGAAGAUGCAUUGGACGGUCACAGUCUCGGUUCAACAAAGGUGUCUCGUGCACAGACGUUUCCCAGCUACACCUCAGAGCAGAGCGAGGAGCACCAGCAGUCCCUGUCGCUGUCUAGCAGCUAUGGAUUCAGCUACAGCUCAGGCCUCAUGCAGUGACAUACAGAGAGCAGCUGAUCAGAGAGACAGUCUAGCCUGGAACCUGCCAGUAGGGUCAGGAAGUCACUUGCGUCCUCCGCAAAAGACAAAAUGUAUUGAAAACUGAGGCAUAUCAGCUCCGCUUGGGUUACAAUGAAGAUUAAAAGCUGGAGUACAGCUUCCCGGAAGGAGAGGCUAAGUCUUUUAUUUAUUUUCUUCUAUUUUCUUUCGUCCACAUAUAAAAAGAAAUAGAACUCCAGUUGUAAGAAAGUAAUUGAAACAAAUAAAAUCCUGUUGGUGCGAAGGUUUCUGCAUGACAGGACAUGCCCAUCCUGGGGUUGGAACAUGAUGACACAAUAUGAGGUUCUUGCCGUCCAUCUCCAUUGUCAAGUUUGCCUAUCUCCACACUUGAUGACAGUAUCCACUUUUAUACCCUGGUGGCCACUUACUGAUUCCAGUCGGUACUGUAGACGUGUUACCAAUUAAACAGCAUAUAGAUACUGCAUAUGUUAUCCUUAGAAAUAAGCAAAGUUGUAAUUCUAAAAAGGAAUGAACACCUUUUUAAUCAGGCUCCCAUAGCUACCAUGGCUAGACAGAUAUAUAUUGCGGGAUGGUAGGUUAACAUUUCCUAAUACAUUGAAAAAUAGAAUUUGUUGCAUUAAAAGUAAGAUCAUUACCUAGUGCAUAUCUAACCCUAAGUUUCUAGGGGCAAAUUGUGACCCCACUUGUGUGCACACAACUACCAUGAAUACCACUGAAAUCUGUGCACACAUAAUUAAAGAGAAGGAUCUGGCCCUGCAGAGUCACCUCUUCUGAAAAAAUAUUUAAAUAGCAAAGUCUGCUGUUUGACAAAUUGAAAAGAGGAGACGCUGUUCUUCAAAUCUGGGCCGAGUUCUUCAGUGUCAAUCUUACAUUCCUCAUUACAGACCAGGAUUCUCAAUUGUGCUAUAGCUGAGUUCCAUCCCUGUCCUUCUGGUUAGAGUUACUUUGGUUUUCUCAAUUUAUUUCCCAGAGAGGUUUGAGAUGCAAACUGCAUUGUGUAUGUGGUCAUGGAUCAAUUAUCCAUUUCACUUGAAAAGACUUGGAGUAAUUCUAAAUUAGAACUUUUUUUCUUUGAGGUGCAUUUAACAAAAAACAAACACACCCCC
Alligator sinensis (Chinese alligator) is the source of this 2274-nucleotide messenger RNA. It is a transcript of the gene DOK6, whose product is annotated as docking protein 6. Gene Ontology annotation, biological process: cell surface receptor protein tyrosine kinase signaling pathway; positive regulation of MAPK cascade. NCBI's taxonomy places the organism in Eukaryota, Metazoa, Chordata, Crocodylia, Alligatoridae. The record is from RefSeq and is a predicted model, not a curated record. The transcript is spliced from 9 exons. The coding region runs from base 21 to 1253 and encodes 410 amino acids. Gene Ontology annotation, cellular component: cytoplasm.